GCAGCCGGAGCCCAGUGCAGGCGGAUACCAGACCUUCCCGACCGGCUCCAGUCGCCGAGCAUGCGGACCACACCCCCAGCCCAAAGCCCAAAGACAGCCCGGGUGUCAGUGCCCUGCCCUCCCCCGAGACUUCCCCUAAGAAGUCCGAACACUCCCGCACUUCCUCCCCUCGGCCAAAGGGCGGGAGCCCCAAGCGAUCUGCUCCCAAGGCUUCCCCAAAGCCCAGCCCCAGCCCCAAAAGCCCCAGCUCCCCGGCAAAGCGCCCCAGCAGUCGACAGCGGAAAGCCCGGCCGCAGCCGAGUCCCAGUGCCUCUUCCGUGGCACCUCCACAGCCGAGCGCGCCACCUUCCAAGAAG
Molecule: messenger RNA, 356 nt
Organism: Symbiodinium sp. CCMP2456
Lineage: Eukaryota; Dinophyceae; Suessiales; Symbiodiniaceae
Source: the annotation of a GenBank genome assembly